GGCGCGACGCUUACACGUCUUCCUCUUGAUAAUAAAUCCAUUAAAUAUUGUCAGCGCGAAGGAAAAAAAUAGUUUGAUUAAGUUUCGGCCGGUUUCAUUGCGAAUUCGUGUAAACAAAAUAAUAAUUUCUGUGUUUAUAUUUGUGUUUGAAAACUGAAUGAUUCCUUGUGAUAAUCGCGGCGACGUUCGUUCUACCUACGAUGCGUGGUGGUUUGUUGAGAUGGCGCUCGUUGUGGAUCUGCGGAGGAGCGCUCUUAGCGCUUUCCGCGUUCGUCGCGGCCCUGACGUGGGGCGCGAUCUUCGAUUCAGCCUUCGGUUCUCAACUGGCGCUGAUACCUGACUCUAGGUCGUUCAUGAGGUGGCUAGAACCGGACGUGCCCAUAUUCUUCGAUAUAUACAUGUUCAACUGGACCAACCCUGAGCGAUUCCCGGAGGAAAAACCAAAUUUUGAAGAAAUAGGUCCUUACCGUUACCAGGAGCAUAGACGUCACGUGAAUAUCUCGUGGCACCCAGAGAACGGCACGAUUGGGUACAGGACGCUUCGCAGCUGGGUGUGGGACGAGUCCAGCGUUGGGUCACAAGACGACAUUAUCACAACCAUUGACGUUAUAACCGCUUCAGCGAUUUACCAGGCGAGGUUCAGUGGAUUUAUCGAACAGAAGCUCGUGUCUUUGACCCUGACGAGCUCGCAGCACACGAAGGUGUCCGUAACGGCGAGAGCCAGUGAGUUCCUCUUCGAAGGCUACGAGGACCCGCUCUUGAACCUGGCCAAGCUGAUGCCAGCCAGUGUUAGAGGAGGUGCACCAGCUCUGGAUCGAUUCGGCUGGUUCUUCUCUAGGAACAACACGGAUACUGACGGCUACAUGGAAGUGACUUCGGGGACCCGGGACGGACUUCCCGGCCAGAUCUUGAGAUGGAACUAUCAGGAUCACAUACCGUUUUACGACGGCGAAUGCUCCAAGUUAUCAGGAAGCGCUGGCGAGUAUAUCCCGAGGAACCUGACUGAGGACUCGAAGCUGACGAUGUACGUGCCCGAUCUCUGCAGAACCGUUAACAUGGAGUUUGUGGAGAGUGGGGUUCAAAACGGACUGAAAUACAACAAAUAUGAAGUCAACGAGAGAAGCUUUGAUAACUCGUCGACGUCGCCGGAGAACACGUGCUUCUGUAAGGGCGAGUGCGCGUGGGGGGGCGUCAUGAACGUGUCGGCGUGCCGCUUCGGCUCCCCCGCCUUCAUCACCCUGCCGCACUUCCUGCACGGAGACCCCGCCCUGCUGGACCAGGUCACCGGCAUGAACCCGGAUCCGGACAAGCACUCGUUCUAUUUCGCUGUCGAACCUAAACUGGGCGUCCCCAUAGACGUGGCGGGCAGGUUUCAGUUCAAUGUCUACGUGGAGCCGAGCGACCACAUCACAUUGUAUGAGAACAUGCCACGGAUGCUGUUCCCGGUGUUCUGGGUGGAACAGAAGGCCAAGAUCGAUCCAAAAAUCAUUUCGGAGCUGAGGACGGUACGCGGUAUCCUGGACUGGGGCCCGACCUUCUGCGCUUGCUUCGCCGUCGUGAUAGCGUUGCUGGUGACCGCCAUCACGUGCUGCACCAAGCGAACAGAGUACACGCGGCCCCACGACCUCCUCAAGCCCUACGAGAAGCCCAAAGACGAAGCGGAAAUGAAACUGAAUCCUAUAUGAGGGAAUUUAGAAUUUACAUAUAUGUGUCUUUUUUUUAAUGUUGUAAAGUUCUAUUUUGUAAAAUUCGUUUGAGCUCACAGAAUGAACGUUGAUGCAUUCAGGUUAAUAAGCGCAGGUCAAAAUCUGGCCUCGGAUUUAAGAGGUAUCAGGCUCGGAAUGAGCAGUAUAAUAUGUCAUUAUCUAAAUACUUUGAUUCAACAAAUAAUACUCAAAAAAAUUCGAUUGGAAAAUGAUUGCAAUGAUUUUUUUAAAUCCAGAAUCAAUGCUCUAUUAUUAUAACAUUUAAUAUAUGUCAAAUUGUCUGUACUAAUGUAAUCUAUGAUGCCUUUGAGAUGAGAGUUGAGGUCCCAAAGUAAUGAACAUUUUCCAAAUAAGAUAUGACCUAAAGGUCUUAGUUACCAGGUUAUAAAAUCCC
Messenger RNA from Bombyx mandarina (wild silkworm), 2100 nucleotides. It is a transcript of the gene SCRB4, whose product is annotated as scavenger receptor class B member 4. Gene Ontology annotation, molecular function: scavenger receptor activity. Gene Ontology annotation, cellular component: cytoplasm; membrane. NCBI's taxonomy places the organism in Eukaryota, Metazoa, Arthropoda, Insecta, Lepidoptera, Bombycidae. The record is from RefSeq and is a predicted model, not a curated record.